Molecule: messenger RNA, 1977 nt
Organism: Drosophila ananassae
Lineage: Eukaryota; Metazoa; Arthropoda; Insecta; Diptera; Drosophilidae
Exons: 3
Coding region: 36-1964 (642 amino acids)
Source: RefSeq, a predicted model, not a curated record
ACUUAUCGUCCAUUUAGUUCAAAGUAAAUAUUAUAAUGGUUCGGUUCGUAAUAUUUCCUGUGAAAAGAUGUCUCUGGGCUUUUCCCAUUUUACUCUUAAUAUUGAUUUGGAAUAAUAUAAAUAUUAGGUCUAUAGAACAAAAUAUUAAUAAGGAAAAGGACCAAUUAUAUGUGAAUUCAGGAAGAUGUCAAAUGCCCUAUGUGAAUCCCUUCAAUGCCGAGGUGAUGAAAGUAUAUAAGCCUUUAAAGUUCAUACCCUGUACCAAUGAAAGUGAUUUGGUUACAGUUCACUACGAUGAGUUCAUUAAAAAGUAUGUUCUUCACAUAAAUGAAGAAGUAGUUCAUCAAAUGAUACAAUUAAACAACAAUGCUGUGUCUUGCUUUUAUCAGAAAAUUAUUUACGGCCAACAUGCUGAUGUCUAUGAUAGCUUAGGAAACAAAACUCGCUUUAAUCAGGAUUAUAUGGUGCCCCAGGACGUGGAGGGCAUGUUGGUAGAGUGUAGAACAGCAGACGAAACCAAAGUCCUUCAAAAGGAUGCCUUUGUUUUAAUUCAACCUCAAGAAAAGCUUCGAAAAUAUAGAUCACAUCGUAAGCCGAGUCUUAUUAUGUAUGGAAUCGAUACAGUAUCCCGCACAAACUUGCGUCGAACAAUGCCAAUGGUAUUUGAGUUUUUAAAAUCUCCUGGGUGGUUUGAAAUGAAGGGCUAUAAUAAGGUGGCUGAUAAUUCAUUUCCAAAUAUAUUUGCCAUGCUAACCGGAUACUCGCCAGAAACGGCAAAGACAAAAAUAUGCGAUACGGAUCUCCCGAAAUGCCUGGACAUCGUGCCCUUCAUUUGGAAGGAUCUCAAAAGGGCGGGCUAUUUGACAGCAUAUGCUGAAGACGAGGGCGUGGCCAAUACCUUUACGUAUGCGAAGCAUGGAUUCUCUGAGAAGCCGGUAGAUUAUUAUUUUCGACCUUUUCUGACUGCCCUGGAGGAGAAUACUCCUACCACACACUGCCCGGGGUGCCUAAUGAAAUACUGCCUUGGUAGGAAACUGGCCAAUAGUUAUAUUUAUGAUUAUUGCCGUCAGUUCAUGCAACGAUAUGUGGCAAAUCGACCGAUUUGGGGCAUGUUUUGGUCAAAUCACUUCAGUCACGAUGACACAUUCAUGCUUUCUGGAAUGCAACACAAAAUUCUUAAUGAUCUCUUAAACUUCGAGAGAGAUGGAGCCUUUGAACACACAAUCAUGAUAUUUUUUUCAGAUCAUGGCGCCCGGUUUGGUCCUUUGAUGCAAAUGAAGGAAGCGUUUCUGGAGGAGCGACAGCCAAUGAUGUUCAUCUAUUUGCCGCCCUGGUUCCGAAAUAAAUAUCCCCACUAUGCCAGGGCCCUGGCCCAGAAUCAGAAUCGCCUCAGCUCCAACUUCGACAUAUACAACACCUUCAGGCACAUCUUGAAAAUCGACAAAAUGCAGCAGCGAUCCAAGGUAUCCUGGUCAUACGACUGCCCCCAAUGUCAGUCCUUGUUCUAUCCAUUGCCCAAAAAUCGCAGCUGUUCGCAGGCCGCCAUAAAGGAGGAGUACUGCACGUGCCACAACUACGUGCGAGUGCGUGACACCGCGUUGAGCUGGAGAAUGGCGGAGCUAAUCGUGAAUCAAAUAAAUCAGUACCUCUGGAAGAAUCAUCUGCAGAAUUUGUGUAGCAACCUCACACUUAGGAUUGUGAAUGCAACUGAAGAGAGGAUCGACAAUUUGGAUGGAAACAUGAAUCCGGAGACUGGAUUGCGUUACUAUCACUCAAAGUUUCAGGUUCACCAGAACUUUGGCGAAUUCUUUGCCACUAUCCUGUAUAACAAGGACAACGAGGAGCUGAAACUUAAUGUGGAACUCAUCAGUCGCAUCAAUAUGUAUGGAAACGAUUCAGUCUGUGUGCAAAAUAAAAUUCAGAAGCUUUAUUGCAUUUGUGUCACAGAACUAAAUACUAAAUAAUUUUGAAUUUUUU